AUGGCUCACUCAGCCAUCUGCCCCUGCUCGACCUGCUUCCAGGCCACUCCGCAGACAUAUUAUCUCCAGCAGCCAGCAACGCUGCAGCUCUCUCCCAAGAGCAGAAAGGGGUUCCGCGCCGCCGCUGGCGACAGCAGCGUGCAGAGCAGGCUCCGGCGCAUCGACAGCAUGGCUUCCGACCUGAUACCCCCUUUUUCCGAAGAGGAAUCCGACAAGAUGGCGCCGAGAGAACCCAGAUGGCUGAGAGCGCCGAGACAGGUGACGUUGCGGGAUUACUUUCCGCCAGAGUUUCGCAAUGAUCUCACUCCUGCCGCGGCCACGUCCCGAGCGGAAGAGCCUGCCGCUGAGCACGGCCCUGGGGAGAAAGUUGGCGCAGGGAGCGAGCCUGCCACUGAGGAGAACGUCGGCGCGGCAACUGAGCCCGGCCCGGAGGAUGUCAAUGACACCGAUGAACUUCAGAUAACCUUCAACCAAAUUUUCGCGAACGGCAUUCGCCUCAAACUGACCUCCUCGCCGUUCUUUCCUAAUACCGCAGCCGACUUCGCCAAACUCUAA
Molecule: messenger RNA, 555 nt
Organism: Lasiosphaeria miniovina
Lineage: Eukaryota; Fungi; Ascomycota; Sordariomycetes; Sordariales; Lasiosphaeriaceae
Exons: 2
Coding region: 1-555 (184 amino acids)
Source: RefSeq, a predicted model, not a curated record